Molecule: messenger RNA, 2879 nt
Organism: Trichomycterus rosablanca
Lineage: Eukaryota; Metazoa; Chordata; Actinopteri; Siluriformes; Trichomycteridae
Gene: sncgb
Product: synuclein, gamma b (breast cancer-specific protein 1)
Exons: 6
Coding region: 232-594 (120 amino acids)
Biological process (GO): synaptic vesicle endocytosis; synapse organization; chemical synaptic transmission
Cellular component (GO): cytoplasm; axon terminus; neuronal cell body
Molecular function (GO): cuprous ion binding
Source: RefSeq, a predicted model, not a curated record
UGUUAGAUCUGCUCCAUCGUCUCUCUCUCUCAUACACACACACCCACUCGACCCACCAAUCUCAACGUCGUGUGGCUUAGUGUGUCUCUGUUCUGCUCAGAAUCACAGUGUUAUCCUCUAUAGUGUAGUUACACACACAGAAACAGGCGCACAUUAAGACGGAGAGAUACAGUCUCUCUCUGCUCCAUCACAGCAUCACAGCCAGCAUCAGCAGCACACGCAGCAUCCAGCAUGGAUGUACUAAUGAAGGGAUUUUCCAUGGCCAAGGAGGGAGUGGUGGCCGCUGCAGAGAAGACCAAAGCUGGUGUAGAGGAGGCGGCUAUGAAGACCAAGGAGGGUGUUUUGUAUGUGGGUAACAAGACAAAAGAGGGAGUCGUCUCAGGUGUCAACACAGUGACAAACAGAACUGCAGAACAAGCCAACAUAGUUGGUGAUGCAGCAGUGGCAAAUGCCAAUGACGUAGGGCAGAAGACCGUGGAGGGUGUGGAGAAUGUGGCUGCAUCAACCGGCAUGGUGAAUCCAGAUGAACAAGUAUAUGAGGCUGACUACUCCCAGGGUGGCAUGGAGGGUGGAGACGGUGGCCAGGGUUAUUAGGCCUGGAAGCAGAAACACCCCUUCUCUCCUCAGACUCUACCUGUCCGGUCUCUCACUAUUGUUGUCCUAGUCCAGUCUCUCAUUGAAAACCUUUGCUGAGAUUUUUUUCUUUGUGACAGUAUGAAAAGCAAAUCAAUCUAAGGCUCUCAUUUCACUGAUGUUUGCUCUGUGUAGCUUUUUUUUCUACCACUGCCCCUGUCUUGGUGUUGUCAUUGUAUUUUCCUAGUGUUGUCACCCCUGAAGUUUUUGCUAAAGCAAUCUAAAGUUUUCACAUAUUUUAAUGUUAUACUAAAUGUAGAAUGUGGGUAAAAAGAAGAUUGUGGCGUGGGCAUGUUGUGUUGUAAAAAAUGGGAAUCUUUUGAAAUCUAGAUGCCCCAAUGUUUGAUUGGCACCAAAAAUGAUCUGAUCUUUAUUUAAGUCAGAACUCAAAUUAGACCCAUGUCAACUUUUUAAAACAAUUGCAUGUACCUCACUACUACCCAUAAUUUUCACAAUAAAGCACUGAUAACAUUAUAUUAGGAAUUUAAUCCAAAUUCUGUAAAAAAUCAUUAAUUUUCUUAAUGUCACUAGAGCCAAACAAAGAAAUAUGAAAAGUCUGAAAAGCUAUGACAGUGUAUGAGAGACUGUAUACAUGUGCUGUGAACUGCACAAAAAUAUUGACACAAAGCUAAUAUGUCUGACAUUUUUAUUAGAGAAUAAAAAUGAGUUUCUUUAUAGUGAACACAGCACAAAAAGAUGCAGCAAUGUGAGCAGAUUCUGUUGUUUUUGUUUGGGGGUCAGAAGAGAGGCAGUAAGAAUUAUUAUUAUUAUGAACGUCAGAUUUCACAGCCAAGUGAUGGUUCAAGCAUGAAAGGUCUUUGCGAUGCAUUUCAUUCCAAUGAAGCAUGUACUUAUAAGUGUUCGCUUAGAUGUGAUGGUCAUGUUUGGUGUUAUUUUGUGUUUAUAAUGCUGCAGUGUAUACAAUCUGAAAAUGUGUACACUCACAUACAGUACAUUACAUUCCUUUAACUCGGUAUGAGUGACAAAACAGCAGUCACUGUGUGUUUGAUGACUAGUUUUAGUGUAUGUUGUGUUCAAGAAUUCUAUAAAGAAAUGAAUUUACAUGUAUCCAAAUGAUUUAAAUACAAAGCUACCUGAGAAUAAAAUAAUAUAAAAUAUAAAUCUAUGAAGCAUUUCAGUUGCAUCUAUUUAUUUGCUUGUCUUUGUACAAUUGUGAAGAGUCAGAAGCAAUAGUUUAAAAGCUACUUUGGAAUUAUGAGUGUUAGCUGGAGAAUCAGGAAAAAAACAUAUAUUAUUAUUAAAAACAUUUUAUUUUUUUAGUUGAUUACAGUGCAUGUGAAUUUGGUGUAUCAGCAACCAGAUAUGCUUGUGAUGUGAAGCAAUAGUACUACCAUUUAAUAAUGGUUCGUUCUGUAGCAAUUUGCAGUGGUGUUCUAGCACUGUUUUAUUAACUGAAUGCCAAGAUGUGUUGCUGAUGAGUUUCUUCAUUUCUCCACCGAGAAUCCCUCAAAUAAUGUAUGCCACCCCAGUCUGUGCUUGUGUUGGCUUUGGGUGGGGAAACAUAUUUAUACAAUGCAGUGUGUUCUUUCAUUGGAAACUGAAGACUGCAUGUUGCCUCAUGAGCACUCUAAAACUCACACAGACGUAUAAAUUCACAUUUUUCUCAAAUCGCCACUCAUUACCUACAGAUUACAAAUGCACACACAGACACGCAUGCACGUGUCCCCAAAUGGUUAAGUUGAAAUCAGUAAAUAAAAGCUUAUUUUAUAGACAGUAAAAUGAAAUAAAGAGUUUUGUUGAAACUGAUUUAUUGUGCUGGACUGUUUUUUAGACUAUUUGUUUAGUUACUAUGUACUAAAUAGAAAAUCACAGCCAGUUACAACAUGUUACAUGAAUGCAACUGCACAUCUGGAUUGUGCUUAGUUACUUGUAAAACUGGGGCGGCACCGGUGGCUUAGUGGGUAGCACUGUCGCCUCACGGCGAGAAGGACCUGGGUUCGAUUCCCAGGUUGGGCAGUCCGGGACCUUUCUGUGUGGAGAUUGCAUGUUCUACCCGUGUCUGCGUGGGUUUCCUCCGGGUGCUCCGGUUUCCUCCCACAGUCCAAAAACAUGCAAGUGAGGUGAAUUGGAGAUACUAAAUUGUCCACGACUGUUUUCGAUAUAACCUUGUAAACUGAUGAAUCUUGUGUAAUGAGUAAAUACCGUGUCUGUCAUGAAUGUAACCAAAGUGUAAAACAUGAUGUUAAAAUCCUAAUAAACAAACAAACAAACUUGUAAAACUACAA